AUGGUGAGAUCCUGCGCGUACUGGUCAAUACUUCAGCGCAAAUUAAAUGCGAUGUCGGUUCCAGUUUGCCAGACGAUAAAGUUUUACUGGUCGUUUGGUACAAGAAUAAUCUUCCAAUUUAUAGUUAUGAUACACGUGGUGCGCAUGCGGGUACGCCUUCGCAUUGGCGAGAUGAGGAAGUGCUCGAAGAUCGAGCUCUAUUUCGCACACACAAAGAGCCAGCUGAAUUGAUUAUAAAUCCAGUGAAGGAAAAGGAUGCAGGCAAUUUCCGUUGCAGAGUUGACUUCAAACUCUCGCAGACUAGAAAUAGUAAUGUCAAUUUGGAAGUUGUGGUGCCACCACAACAGCCAACCAUUUUCAAUGAACGCCACAUGCGGAUAGAAUCGCGCGCCGGUCCGUACGAGGAAGGCGGCAGUCUGGAAGUGACAUGUGUCGUUUAUGGCGGUUCACCGCCACCUACUGUGACAUGGCUUAUGAACGGCCAACUACAAAAUAGUGUGGUGGAUUACUCAUAUGAAGGCAACAUCAACAGCAAAUUAGUUGUGCGAAAUUUGUCACGCAUUCACCAACAUGCUGUGUACACGUGUCAAGCGAGUAAUUUUCACAAGAAAUAUGUCGCCACCAAUAUCACAAUUGAAUUGUAUU
Messenger RNA from Rhagoletis zephyria (snowberry fruit fly), 645 nucleotides. Its product is annotated as protein turtle homolog B-like. The record is from RefSeq and is a predicted model, not a curated record. NCBI's taxonomy places the organism in Eukaryota, Metazoa, Arthropoda, Insecta, Diptera, Tephritidae.